This is a messenger RNA of Pediculus humanus corporis (human body louse), 651 nucleotides long. RefSeq names its product guanine nucleotide-binding protein G(q), subunit alpha, putative. Gene Ontology annotation, cellular component: heterotrimeric G-protein complex. NCBI's taxonomy places the organism in Eukaryota, Metazoa, Arthropoda, Insecta, Psocodea, Pediculidae. The transcript is spliced from 4 exons. Gene Ontology annotation, biological process: adenylate cyclase-modulating G protein-coupled receptor signaling pathway; phospholipase C-activating dopamine receptor signaling pathway. The annotation marks the transcript as partial. Gene Ontology annotation, molecular function: guanyl nucleotide binding; GTPase activity; G protein-coupled receptor binding. The record is from RefSeq and is a predicted model, not a curated record.
AUGGCGUGUUGUCUAUCUGAAGAAGCUAAAGAACAAAAAAGAAUAAAUCAAGAAAUAGAAAGGCAGCUUAGAAAAGAUAAAAGAGAUGCUAGACGAGAACUUAAGUUAUUGUUGCUCGGGACUGGUGAAUCUGGUAAAUCUACCUUUAUUAAGCAGAUGAGAAUUAUUCAUGGAGCAGGAUAUUCCGAUGAAGAUAAAAGAGGAUUCAUUAAACUUGUGUAUCAAAACAUUUUUAUGGCCAUGCAAAGCAUGAUAAGAGCUAUGGACCUUUUGAAAAUACAGUAUGGGUGCUCAUCUUGCAAUGAAAAAGCAGAACUUAUUCGUUCUGUCGACUUUGAAACUGUAACUACCUUUGAAAGUCCCUACGUGGAAGCUAUUAAAGACUUAUGGGCAGAUACUGGUAUUCAAGAGUGUUAUGACAGAAGACGUGAAUAUCAAUUAACAGAUUCAGCAAAAUACUACCUUGAUGAUUUAAACAGAAUUGAAUCAUCUGAUUUUUUACCAACGGAACAAGAUAUAUUAAGAGCACGAGUUCCUACGACAGGAAUUUUGGAAUAUCCUUUCGAUCUUGAUUCAACUACUUUUAGGUAUUAUAAAAGUAAAUGGAAAAGUAAUAACUACGUUAAAAAAAAAAAAAAAAAAAAAAGUAAA